Messenger RNA from Mizuhopecten yessoensis (Yesso scallop), 825 nucleotides. RefSeq lists its product as uncharacterized. The record is from RefSeq and is a predicted model, not a curated record. The transcript has 8 exons. Bases 23 to 433 code for a protein of 136 amino acids. NCBI's taxonomy places the organism in Eukaryota, Metazoa, Mollusca, Bivalvia, Pectinida, Pectinidae.
GGUGAAUAACAGAACACUCAACAUGGCCAACAUGUACAUGGUAUGCCUUAUUUUUGUUUUGACUAUGACUGUAGUUCAUUGUGCUACACAACCGGACUGUACGUCUUUAACCUGUGCGACAGCACAACACUGCGGCUGGACAUGCAUCCAUACUGGAACGCAAGGAAGCAGUGGUAACACCACCAAUUGCACAACUGCCAAUACCUGUACAAUAGGAGGAACUACAGGGACAUGUACACCUAUUUGUUUGCCGAAGUCUGGCACACCACCAGCAAAUCACACGGUAGCACCAAACAGAUCAGGCACACCACCAGCAAAUCACACGGUGGCACCAAACGUGAACAGAUCAGGCAAAAAUGGAUCCAUAAGGCAUGGAGUAUCUUCCCUGAUGCUGAUGUGUGUAAUUUUCACCAAACUGUUUCUACGCCCGUGAUAGCAGCCCUAUCAGAUACAUGUUUGUAAUCCCGAAAUCUGCAUCGCAUGUUGAACACAAUGACGGAUGGCAUCUGAUCUGUUUCAAGACUAUUAUAUAAAAGACAUAAUCAAUGUGAAUUCUGUCACAAUCAGAUCAAUUGUAUCGGAUAUUUCUACAAGACCUGUUAUGAUGAUAAAAGACUAUUAAACAAUUGCAUACUAAUUAUACAAACUUGAACGCUUUUACUAGACUUUCGCAUGCAUUGAAACAUAUUGUGUUGAGCUGCGAUUUUAGAUGUGAUAUAUUAUUCUUUAUGAAGGAUUAACUCAAAAUAAGUAUUUAUAAUCCUUGUAGUAUUGCUGUGAUGUUUGACUACUUUUAUACUGAAAAUAAAAAGCACAUAUGUUAUU